AUGAUUGCAGGCGUAGAGACGAGAUCUUCACCGCGCGGCGCCCCAACCGGAAAAGGAAAGCGCGGGGCCACCCUGGCCGCUUUUCAGGGUCUGCGCAGGCGCGUUGUGCUCAGCGUUGCGACGGGAGAGAGCUUUACGGCUUGUGGGCGGGACUUUGGAUUGGCGGCAGGAAGGUGGGCCGGGGAGCGGAGGGGGCGGGACCUGGGAGUGGAAGGGACUGGCCUGAGCGGGGUCGGGGGCCGGCCCGAAAAGGAUGAUCCUAAUAACCUUGCUGAGUCUGGAAACCAGGCUGGAACCAGAGAAAGUCUGGGGAUGGGCAAGGUGUCCAUGUGGCUUCUCUGGACUACCCUCCUGCUGGUGCUGCCCUUGGGAGGCCUAGGACCACCCCUCUGCCCGAGGGAGCCUUUCUACUUCCUCGUUGCCAUCACGAAGAUGCUGGAAAACAAAAAUAAUGGCAGUCUCUACACCCCAGAUAAUCUAUUGGUGUGUCCUGCUGAGACUCUCCGUUGCUUCCGGCUGGAGCUGACUGUGAUUGGGUUUGAGGAGGGCCCGUCCGUGGGGAUCGUUGUGUUCCGCCUACAGCGCCUACUGGAUGCCCUGGGGUCCCGGCUGUGGGUGACUGGUCAGGGCCCUUGUCCACCCUGCGAAGGACACCCUCAGAGACCAGUCCCUCUUUUUCUGGCCAAACUCUUGGAGUUAUUACAGGGGACUUGUGCUCAGGACCUGCCCUCAGCAUAA
This is a messenger RNA of Budorcas taxicolor (takin), 738 nucleotides long. RefSeq lists its product as uncharacterized. The record is from RefSeq and is a predicted model, not a curated record. Bases 1 to 738 code for a protein of 245 amino acids. The transcript has 5 exons. Lineage: Eukaryota; Metazoa; Chordata; Mammalia; Artiodactyla; Bovidae.